CAAAUUAGUGAGAGUUUUACUUUUAAACCGUGCGGUCACGUUCCGGAGCCGGUAUGUCAAACUCGCUGGCGGAUUUGUUGGAUUAACUGAAUGACCAACCAGACUGGCUGUAUUCCUUCGGACGUAGUUGCGAUGCUUCGAACAGAUUGCCAGCGGUAGGGAUGACGGCGUUUGGGGUGAAGUUGAUGGGUGCUAUCCGUAUCCUUUUAUCUUUCGUGCUGGUGGACAGCAGCAGAAAUUAGGAUUAGUGGAAAAAAACAAGGAUUACAUUUUGCACGGUUGUAAAAAAAAGGGAAAAAUUACAAUGAAAGUGUUUUACAUCACCUAAGACGCACUGGUUCGGAUUGAUGCUGGGUGGGAAGCGAAGGAUUAAAAGAUAAAAUCCAUAUCUGCUGAAAACUGUCGACGGAUCUUGCGACAGUCGUGCGAAGGUGGAAACCGGGAUAAUACCACGGCAAGGAAGGACGAUCAGAUGUUCUUCCGCCUCAGGGGGCGAAAACCGCGAUAAGUGCUAAGCGCCGUCCGGGAAAUCAAUUUCAGUCCGCCUUCAGUUUUCUCGCUUCUGGUGGUAAAUUUAUGGUGAAAGUGUUCAAGAUUGCGUCCCUCCCUGGAAUGUGCUUUUGUGCUCCAUCUGUGUGCCAUCGACGAACCGCAUCCGCUAGUCCCCAGGACACUGCCCGACUUUGGCCGUGUUUAUCCCGUAGUACUUUUACUGUGUCGAUGAAAAACGAGAAGAAAACACCGUCCUCCCACUGGUCCGUUUCCUGCUAGAAAGAUACACAAAAUAAGCGAACGCAGCGUCUAAGUAGAACGGGGCAAAUGUGAUCCCUGCUGGUGUGAAGUGAUAAAUUAAUUAAUUUUCUUUCCCCGGAAGGGAUUCGUAGAAUCAAUGGUUGCAGAAAUCGAGCGAUAAGAAAAGUACAAAAGUUUUCUCCCCUCGGUUCGCCUUUCGUGAAAUCCUUAGUUUUCCAGCGGGAGUGUGUAAUUAAAAUAGGAAAAGUCGAAUAAGUAUACGAAAAGAAGAUAUAAGUCGUAAGAUAAAUCUUGCCGAAACCUCAAAACUUUCCCGCGGUCCAGUGGUCACCGACGAUUUAUACGGAUGCGGCAAAGUGUUUUCCGGCAGAGUAAGGUGUUCGUGAUUGUGUUUAUGUGGUCGACGUGUUCGUGAUUUCGAAGUGUUUUGAUUUGAAGAAUAAAAAAAGCAGCCAGCAUGAAGUGCCACAGAGGAGCUGCCUUCGUCAAGCGAGUCCUGCUGGAUGUGUUGUUUCUAUCGGUGUUUCCAGGAUUACUUCCGCCAGCAGACGCCUCAAUCAUCGUGAAGGAUAGUGAAUAUGAAAACACACCACUUCACAUGGCGGAGGCGGUUCAAGGCAUGACUGGAAGCCUCGAGUGCAACAUCACAUCGCCGAUCGCCGGUGACAGGGCGAUUCUGGUCAUCUGGUACAAGGGUGGACAGACGAUACCAUUGUACACAUUCGAUGCGCGCGAUACCCGCGAGGGUUCACAUCGGAGUUCCAAUUCGUCCUUCGACGGGCGGGCCAGCUUCUAUCCGAAUCUGGUGCCGGCGGUGCUGGAAAUCCGACAGACCAAGAGCACCGACAGCGGGGUCUACCGAUGCCGGGUUGAUUUCCACAAGAGUCCCACCAGAAACACCCGCGUGCAGCUUUCCGUGAUAAUCCCACCGGAGAAGCUACAAAUCGUGGAUGCCAACGGCCACAGCAUUCCACACUACAUCCUGGGCCCGUAUAACGAAGGCGCCUCUGUAAACUUCACCUGCGUGGCAAGUGGCGGUCGUCCCUCGCCUACCGUCAACUGGUGGUACGACAACGAGAUAGUGAAUCACUCGUCGACUAUCCUUUCCGAACGGCGUGUGAAAAACACACUGAUACUUAACCGACUCGAGCGGAAGCAUCUGAAGGCAAUUUUCACGUGUGCAGCUUCCAACAACAACGUAACCAACCCCAUCUCAGCCUCGAUAACGCUCGAUAUGAACUUGCGUCCAUUGAUGGUGCGACUGCAGGGCAAAAAUCGGCCCCUGUCCGCCAAUCACACGUACGAUCUGCAGUGCGAGGUCCACGGCUCACGGCCGGCUCCCAUCAUCACCUGGUGGAAGGGGAGCAACCAAAUGAAAGGACACCACGAAACGACCGACCCCGAAGGCAACAUCACUGUGUCCAUUCUAUCGUUCCGGCCUACCAUCAAUGACAAAGGCAAAUAUCUAUCCUGCCGGGCGGAGAUGGCCGUUAUUCCGGACGCCGGCAAAGAAGAUGGUUGGAAGCUGGAUAUAUAUCACGUUCCCGUCGUGUCGCUCGAGUACGGCACCAACUACAACAACACUUCGUCGAUCCGGGAGGGCGCUGACGUCUACUUCGAGUGCAACAUCAAGUCAAACCCGUGGGUGUACAAAGUUAUCUGGCGACAUCAGGGAAAUGAGCUACUCAGCAAUCCUUCGGAGGGGAUAAUCGUGUCCAACCAGAGCCUGGUGCUGCAGAAUGUGAGCCGCUCGAGGGCCGGUAUUUACACUUGCGUGGGCAGCAACCGAGAGGGCGAUGGCGAGAGUAAUCCGGUUCAUCUGGAUAUCAAGUUUGCCCCCGUUUGCCGGCCCGGACUGGUCACGACGUACCACGUUGGUCGUUACGAGCUGGCUAAAAUUGCCUGCGAGCUAGAGGCGAAUCCAACGGAUGUCACUUUCGUGUGGAAGCAUAACACCUCGGUGUCGGAAACGCUGGACAUACCCUCGACGCAUGUGAGCAGCGAGCAUGCGAAGAGCAUCUUCCGCUUCAAACCGAUCAGCGAGAGUGUAAGUGAUUAUGGGACUCUGCUAUGUUGGGGAAGUAACGAGAUUGGAACACAAGCCGAUCCUUGUGUUUUCAGUCUCAUUCCAGCGGGCAAACCCGACUCGCUGUCCAACUGUACCAUUCUCAACCAAACGUUCGACAUGCUUCAAAUCGAAUGUCUGGAAGGUUUCGACGGGGGCUUGCAGCAGGAGUUCCAAGCGGAGAUGUACGUCGUUGGCAGUCGCCAGCUGAUCGGAACCAUCAGGACAAGGCUCCCGGUCUUUGAGCUGAAGGGACUGGAACCGGGCAUCGGUUAUAAUAUUUUCCUGUCAGCCAAAAACUCCAAGGGUUCGAGCGAACCAACCUAUCUACAGGCUUUUACUUUGAAGAAUCCGGAAAAGCAAACUGAUCUAUCGCUGGUGUACGCGCCGACGUUGCAUCAAAUAAAGCCUUUCAUCGGCACGCUGCUCGGAGUGGUGGCGGCCAUCAUCUCGAUAGCGUCCAUUAUCGUUUGCAUCACCCGUUUGCGGGGCUCGGCCGGCAGGGAUCGAGACUGUAGCAAUAUAUCGACGAACGAUGCCUCCGGCAUUAGCCAGUCUCUGCCCGAGCAGCCACUCACGGAGCAGCAGUGCAACGGAAGCAUCGACAGCAUCGAGAAAAACCCGGACAUCAUCCCGCAAGGGAAACUUCCACACCUUUUGGAAGAAGAUGAGAAAGCGUUCGAGUGGCUCAACAGCGGUGCCCAUCCGCGAUUGUAUGCAACCGCGGCGCUGGCCGAGCAGCAGCAUCAACAGGUUGGUUUGGGCGUUGGAGGAGGAGGCGGCGGAUUGCUGGGACCGGCCGGUGUUGGUCCCCCCGGUGGGACCUACGACAGCCGGACGUUCUACGCGACGAUGCGCGAUGGCAGCUGUAUGCAGCAGAAUGUCUACCCCACGGCGCUGGUUGAUAAUCAAAAUUACAUUCCCGUGCAUAGCGGCAUAAUCCCGACGGCGGUGAUAGGCGGGUACGGAAGCGAUGGCCACAAGCACGAUCUAACGUACGCCGACCUGACGAGCAUGGCCGGCGGUCAGAUGCAGCAGAAGCAGCAAAUGUACGUCAGUGCAACCCUCGGUCGACCGCGGCAGUCCGACAUAAAACGGAGCGAGCCAACGAUCUACGCGCAGAUUGAUUUGGCACACCAUCCGUCAGUACAUUCAACAAAUUUAGUUUACACAAAUACCAGGCCUGGCAUUCCUAUUUCGCACAGCCAACAGCAGCAACAGCAUCAACAUCAGCAGCAGCAGCAGCAGCAGUCGGCGCCGCUGGGGAUACUGGUCCCACCACCCACCUCGGCGGCAGGCCUCACGGAACGUUUCCCACCCCCGCCCCUGUUUGCUGGCCACGUGCCAGUCAGCAAUCCAUCAUUAUGUUCAACUGAAGCGUUUCUGCUUCCACUACCACCUCCUCCGCCUCAACCAGCAAUCACUCUAUCCCAAGAAAGUGAGCCGCUCCCCGGCCCAAGCGGCACAUCUUGCCCUCUGGCCACUUUCACCGAGUUAUAUCCCGAUAAAUCCACAUAGCUGCUGAACAACCCCCAUUGAUCGCAACCUUCAGCUAUGAACCGUCUUAUUUCCAGCCGUCGAGCCUUCUGCACACCCUCCCGGAACGACCACCCCACUGCAGCACGCCGGAAUCGGUGAUCUCGUCCGGUCUGCCAAGCGGACCAACCGAGCGACUGCUGCACAACGCGACCCGUUUUUGAUAGGAAAUCCGGGCCCAGAUUCGUCCUAAGUUUUGAGCAGAAGUCAAAUCCGAAACGACCCGCCCACGGCUCAUAAACACUCAUUUUCAUCGCCAUCUUGUCAUCAACGAUGUUGCAACAAUAAACAGAAACAGGAAUCGAUCCGCGUGAUCUAUCCAGCGGAACACUCAAGUGAAUGUCUACAAAUUAGAAAUCAAACGAAAGAAACCAAAACAAUUCAAAUGUAUAUGUAACGAGUAGAAUGGCCGAACGGAAGUGUGGAACUUCGGCCACAAGCUACACUUUGAAUCUACCUAAACUAACUUACAAUUCAAUCUACGACACAUUGAAAUCUUCUAUCUAACUAAAGCUAAAGUUUAAGGCAAGCGAGAAGAAAACGAGAACCAGUAAUGUUUGUAAAUAAUGUUGAGUGUGAACGCGGACGCGAAAGUUGGGAGGGAGAACGAAUAAAAACAGUAAUAAUCAAAACAGAUGAUAUGUAAUAAUUUUUAUACAUAAAAUACUAACAAAAAAAAAAAAAGAACAAAAACCAGAGUCGCUAUUGGAGACAGGAACAAAUAAUGAUUAACGACGAAGGCAGUACACGAGGAAACCACUUCAAUUUUCAAUCGAAACCAUUUACAAAUAAUAACAGAACAAAAGUUACACCAGUGAAGGGAAAGACGUUGUGAGAUGUAAAUAGUCCGAAGGGGAUACAAUUUUUAAAAUAUGAACAGAGAUGACGGAAGGUCUCAAGAUAAACUCAAUGUAAAAUAAUAAUAAAAUAGAAACGGGACAAAAAAGAGAAAUUCAAGUGUAUGGAAGAACGUUAAGAACUUCAAAUAUUCACCACAUGGUGAGGAGGAAAAUAAGAUUAAACCAUUUUGAGAGAUUGUUUUUUUUAGAACGGAGUUAUUCGAACAGAAAAAACGGGAAAUAAUAAACGAAAAUAUGUUGGAAGUGGUACUGAUUGAGACCCGCGCCGUUAGAAGGAAACAAAAUGGGAAAAGCGAACUUGAAACUAGGACAAUGAGAAAAUAUAGUACCGAAGGGAGAAAGAGAAGUAGAAAAGGCCAUAGAAACAAUUGUUAUGAGGGUGAGUUGGAAAGGGAGUUUAAAAGAUAAAAACCGUGAAUAAAUAAUUAU
Messenger RNA from Toxorhynchites rutilus septentrionalis, 5643 nucleotides. Its product is annotated as nephrin. The transcript has 18 exons. Bases 1211 to 4336 code for a protein of 1041 amino acids. The record is from RefSeq and is a predicted model, not a curated record. Gene Ontology annotation, molecular function: protein binding. Lineage: Eukaryota; Metazoa; Arthropoda; Insecta; Diptera; Culicidae.